Molecule: messenger RNA, 1496 nt
Organism: Ilex paraguariensis (yerba mate)
Lineage: Eukaryota; Viridiplantae; Streptophyta; Magnoliopsida; Aquifoliales; Aquifoliaceae
Source: the annotation of a GenBank genome assembly
AUGGAAAUUGUUCGAAGGAAGAGAGGGUUUCAAGCUCUUCUCCCGCUUCUUCUAUCUUUUUUCAUUGUUGUUUUCCCCCAAAGAUCUUUCGCCGUUUCGAGUUUAAACUAUACAAAAUAUAGACAAGUAGGGAGUCUGAGACUUGCAAGGAUACAGAGGUAUUUGGAUCAGAUUAAGAAGCUUGCUGUCCUUACCAUAGAGAGUCCAGAUGGAGAUAUCAUAGAUUGUGUUCAUAAAGGAAAACAACCAGGUUUAGAUCACCCUCUUCUAAAGAAUCACAAGAUCCAGAGAGUUCCACCAGAAAGGCCCAAGAUGAGAAUGAUUAAAACAAAUGAGGUAAUAGUAACCAACAGGAACAGUGAUGGAUUUAGAGGUGCAUGGCAAACGUGGCAUCAGAAUGGGCUACGGUGUCCCAAGGGAACGGUUCCAAUUCGGAGGAGCACAGUGCAUGAUGUUUUGCGAGCCAGGUCUCUUUAUGAGUUUGGCAAGAAGCAGCGUUCAAUAGCGGUCGCUAGACGCAGAGAUGCACCAGAUAUAAUGAGUGGCAAUGGCCAUGAGCAUGCGAUAGCAUACACUGGAACGACACAAGAGGUGUAUGGAGCGAAGGCGACAAUAAACGUGUGGGACCCUUCCAUAGAAGUGGUCAACGAGUUCAGCCUCUCCCAGAUUUGGAUUCUUUCUGGAUCAUUCGACGGCUCAGAUCUGAACAGCAUAGAAGCUGGUUGGCAGCUUAAUCGUGAAGGUAGCAUGAUUUUUACCCAAAAACGAAAAAUCAAUGAGGUGGUGAGAAGGGAAAGAGUGAACAUGGCUUGUGUACUUCUUAGUGACGCAUAUCAGACAACAGGAUGCUACAACCUUUUAUGUGCAGGAUUUGUGCAAACAAAUAGUAGUGUGGCCAUCGGAGCUGCCAUUUCUCCAGUGUCCUUACUCAACAACAAUCAAUAUGAUAUCACCAUCCUUAUUUGGAAGGAUCCAAAGCUUGGGAAUUGGUGGAUGGGUCUUGGAGAUAACACAUUGAUAGGAUAUUGGCCAGCAGAGUUGUUCACACACCUAGCAGACCAUGCCACCAUGGUGGAGUGGGGUGGUGAGGUGGUGAACUCAAGGGCCAAAGGUGAGCACACAUCAACCCAAAUGGGCUCUGGCCAUUUUGCCCAAGACGGGUUUGGAAAAACUAGUUACUUCCGUAACUUGGAGAUUGUGGAUUCUGAUAAUAGUCUUAGCUCAGUGCAAGACAUAUCGACCCUCACUGAAAACAUAAAUUGUUACAACAUCGAGAGCUCCUACAACAGUGAAUGGGGCACCCAUUUUUACUACGGGGGACCAGGGAACAACCCUCAGUGUCCAUGAUGAUUCUUUACCAGCCAAAUUCUUCUUUUUUAUUCAAAAUUGUAUGUAUUAUGUUGUGUCCACUCUUGUUUUGGCUAGUUCCCCAUUUGUUUUUAUAUCCAUGAUGUGAGAAAGCGAUGUAUGUGUAAAUAAGACUAAAGCAUCAAACA